This is a messenger RNA of Danaus chrysippus (African queen), 288 nucleotides long. The record is from the annotation of a GenBank genome assembly. Lineage: Eukaryota; Metazoa; Arthropoda; Insecta; Lepidoptera; Nymphalidae.
AUGCACGCAGUGGUGUCAAAUGACCACUGUGGUCUUUCUAGUGAUGCAGAAUUAAGAGACAUGGGUCAGACAGAAGACUUCGCGCGUCGGUCGCCCGAGCAACCUCUACCUCCGCCAAUACAACCUUGCAGCGGUUUUCUCGGCAAUGUGAGUCCGGUAGAGGAGCGUAUAGCUGAUGUCAUGGCUAACGGUACCAUGGGAACCUGCUUCAGCAACCCGUUCCAUGUGAUUAAUAAUGAAGCAAUGGGUAUCAAUAGUGACAUUAUUGCUCCAACCGGUCCGCUUUGA